UCGCUUUUUGACACAAGCUUUGUUAUGAAAACAACUCGCAGUUGUUUGCAAAGUGUUUUAGAAAGAAUCGCGAAAUCAGUUCAAACAUUUUGAUAAAAUUAAAUAUAAUUUGGUAAAUAAGAAAAACUUCUAAAUAUGGAAGUCCAGGCUUCAAAAGCAGUUCGGUUACAGCGAGUGAGUCACGCACCCAUCAAAACUGAGUCGAUCAAGGAGGAGGAUCUACCGAAGAUAACUAUGCAGAAAGCCGCACCAGCUAGAAAAGCCUCUGCUCAGCAGCAGCAGCAGACCCGGACCCUCACCGUGGAAUCGCUCCGCAGGAUUGUGUGUUGUCUGUGUUUCGAAACGAAAGCGGACGUUGGGCGGGUUUCCGCCUUUGGGGCGUUUGCGGAUCAGACCUUUUUGAGUGACAUCGUUCGCACCUGUUUCGGGGUGGAUAUUGAUGAGGAACAGUUUUGUACGGACGUGUGCGAGCAGUGCCUGGUGCGGAUCGAGAUAACGUGGCAGUUCUACAGGAAGGUCAAUGCUAAUGCCAGCGCGUUGAAGGAUUUGUAUCGGUCAAUUAACAAUAAUGUUGAACCAUUGAACACUAGCAGGGUACAUCAUUCUCAAGAAGGUUCUAAACACAAGAAGGAAUUCAGUAUUCGUAGUAUGAAGGUUCCAAAAUUAACGAAACCAAAAUCUCCAACAAAAAUUGCAGUCAAAAGGCCAUCUUCAAACAUAGGGCAAAACAAGAACAAUCAUUCCAUUAAAGAACCUCCAAUCAUAGAUCAGGAAUCCUCAGACCACAGCAGCCAAGAGAGCGAUGAAGACAGUGAAAGCGAUGGUUUAUCAGAGCACCCCUUCUUCGCCGAACAUACGAAAUCCGUCUACAACUGCCAUCUUUGUCCGCAAACGUUUGAUAGGUCUCAAACCCUCCAUGUUCACCAGCUGAACGCACACCAAACAGACAACGAUAAAAUCCUGUGUCAUCUGUGUCCCAAGUGGUUCUCAUCUCGGCACUUCCAGGAUCACGUACGAAACACCCACAUGGAGGAGAAGGUCAUUUGUACGAUCUGUGGUCAGUCGUACACCAGUACGAACUUGCAACGCCACAUGCGGAUCCACACGAAGGAACGACCAUACGCCUGCAAGUUGUGCACCUAUACCUGCAAUCAGUCUACGUCCCUCAAACAACACGUCCUAAGAAUUCAUAUGGGAGAUCAUACGAAUAAAAGGACCCGAAUAGCUAAGGGCCCUCGGAAACCCAAGCAACCGAAGAAUAUCUGCACGAUUUGCGAUGCUGCGUUCCACCACGCCCUCUCGCUCGAAAGACACAUCGCGAGGAUUCACAUGGGCAUAAAACCACCCCCGAGGAGUCCACCUCCGGAAGGAACCCCGAUUAAAAAGCGAGCUUCACGGCUCCACCCCUGUCCAGUUUGCGAGCAGAAGUUUUUCCGCCAGAGCAAGCUGAUAACGCAUCUGGAGGAAACCCAUCCGGAUCACCAGGCCACUUUCAUCCAGUGCGAAGACUGUCCGGAGCGGUUCCUGCAUAAACGAGGCUACAACAAUCAUCGGAUGUAUCGACACUCGGAGAAGACGUACAAGUGCGAUCACUGCGGAGAGGACCAGCCUUCGGCGCCCAUUUUCUACAACCACAAAAUGAGGUGCUACCAGAGGGAUCUGCCGGCAGCGGGAAGCUCGCAGGGUUAAAGUGCAAGUUGAACAUGUUAAAUACUAACAAAUGCAAUGGAGAAGUACUAACGUUCAAAAAUCGUUGGAAAUGUAAAUAAACUUCUUAAAUCCUUAAAUCCUGAGAUUUUAACCAAAAAUGUU
Molecule: messenger RNA, 1812 nt
Organism: Aedes albopictus (Asian tiger mosquito)
Lineage: Eukaryota; Metazoa; Arthropoda; Insecta; Diptera; Culicidae
Product: zinc finger protein 681
Exons: 3
Coding region: 136-1689 (517 amino acids)
Biological process (GO): regulation of transcription by RNA polymerase II
Cellular component (GO): nucleus
Molecular function (GO): DNA-binding transcription factor activity, RNA polymerase II-specific; RNA polymerase II transcription regulatory region sequence-specific DNA binding; zinc ion binding
Source: RefSeq, a predicted model, not a curated record